Messenger RNA from Apis mellifera (honey bee), 2002 nucleotides. RefSeq names its product glucose-6-phosphate exchanger SLC37A2 (gene MFS16). Gene Ontology annotation, biological process: transmembrane transport. Gene Ontology annotation, cellular component: membrane. The transcript is spliced from 9 exons. Lineage: Eukaryota; Metazoa; Arthropoda; Insecta; Hymenoptera; Apidae. The coding region runs from base 330 to 1940 and encodes 536 amino acids. Gene Ontology annotation, molecular function: transmembrane transporter activity. The record is from RefSeq and is a predicted model, not a curated record.
AAAUAAAAUUUUAUAUAAGUGAUUAAUGUUAAAAACUCUGAAGAAAACGUGCACAGUAUUAUCUUUCAUUGUAGCAAGUAUUAAUAUACAGCUAAAUGUGCACAGUAUUGUCUUUUUAUGAUAAAGUAUUAACAUAUAACUUACAGAUAUACAGAUAUCUUCUGUAAGGUUUUUUUAACAAUAUAAAUAAAAAUUAAUUUGGUAAUUUUUUAUAAAAUAAAAAUUAAAAUUAAAAAUUACAAAGUACAAAAUAAUCAUAUAAUAAAUCUCAAGAUAUUUUUAAUAUCUAUAAUAAAUUAGUCAAUUGGAGAAAGUAUAUUUUAAAAAAUAUGACUGGUCCAUUAAGAGAUCAACCAUGGGGUUUACAAAUCAUAGAAUAUAUGAUUUCCAAAUGUUGUCCUCAUCAUCGAAUCAAUCGAAUGACAUGGCAUCAAGGUGGUAUUUUGAUACUCACAUAUUUAGCAUACACAUGUUAUCAUAUGACACGAAAACCUAUGUCUAUUGUAAAAAAUGUGUUGAGUUUUAAUUGUAGUACUUUAUCACCUCCUCCAAACUUUUUAAUUAAUAGUAGUAAUCGAGAUACAUGGUGUGAUUGGGCUCCAUUUGACACUGCUGAUGCUCCAGCAUUGCUUGGCAUAUUAGAUUCAGCAUUUCUGUUUGCAUAUGCUGCAGCCAUGUUCCUCAGUGGUUUUAUAGCAGAAAGAGUAAAUCUACGAUAUUUUCUUACAUUUGGCAUGCUUGCAUCUGGUAUUUCUUGUUAUCUCUUUGGUAUUGCUAGGCCAUAUAAUAUUCAUAAUUUAUGGUAUUUUGUUCUUAUUCAAGCAAUAGGUGGUGUUUUUCAAACGUCAGGUUGGCCAGGUGUAGUUACUGUUGUAGGAAAUUGGUUUGGAAAAGGAAAAAGAGGAUUAAUUUUUGGAAUAUGGAAUUCUCAUACAUCAUUAGGAAAUAUUUUAGGCAGUUUGAUAGCUGCUGAAUUUGUGGAAUCUGAUUGGGGUUUAAGUUUUAUGGUACCUGGAAUAAUAAUGGGUUUUGCAGGAUUUAUAAUAUUUUUAUUUCUUGCACCAAAUCCUAUAGAUAUAGGAUGUAUACCACCUGUCCCAACUAAAUAUAGAAAAUUUGAUACUGUUCAUAGUUCAGAUGAAGAUAGUGGUGCAGAGAAUUGUGAUCAAUCAUACAGUCGUCUCACUUAUCGCUGUGCCUACCGCGAACAAGUUGAUAUUGAUGAUGUGGAAAUUGCACGAUCUGAAACUAGUCCAAUAUUACAAAGGCAUAGACAUGUACAAGAAAUUCAUACAGGAAAUGCAAUUGGAUUUGCAAAAGCAAUGAUGAUACCUGGAGUAAUAGAAUAUUCUCUUUCCUUAUUUUUUGCAAAACUUGUUAGCUAUACAUUCCUGUAUUGGUUACCAUUGUAUAUUGCAGCCUCAACUACAUAUAGCACAACAUUAAGUGCAGAUCUAUCUACUUUUUUUGAUGUUGGUGGUAUUGUGGGCGCAAUAGCAGCUGGCAUUUUAUCUGAUUAUAGUGGUACAAGUGCUCUAACAUGUGCAGUCAUGUUUGGAUUUGCAGUUCCUAUUUUAUUCAUAUAUGACUAUAUUGGAAGCACUGGAUGGACAUUCAACAUUAUACUACUACUAAUAGCAGGUUUAUUAGUAAAUGGACCAUAUGCCUUAAUAACAACUGCAGUAUCUGCUGAAUUAGGAACUCAUCCUAGUUUAGGAAACAAUUCUAAAGCUUUAGCUACGGUUACUGCAAUUAUUGAUGGCACAGGAAGUAUUGGAGCUGCUGUAGGUCCAUUACUAGCAGGAGUAGUAGCACGUUGGACUGGUUGGCACAAUGUAUUUUAUAUGCUUAUGAUUGCAGACAUGUUGGCAUUAUUACUUUUGUCAAGAUUAGUUUAUCGAGACGUUCAAGUAUAUAGACGACGGCGAAGAGCUAUUUAAUUUUAUUUUUAUUAAAUAAAAAACAAUAAGUAUAUAUGUACAAAUAAAUAAGUUCUUAAAUA